CUGGGGCAAGCUGUGGAAGGCACGCGGGGAGCUGAGGACGAGGCUGCUCGCCCGCCUGCCUGCCUGCCUUUGCUUCCGGGUCGUGCGCCGGCCGCGGCGGUUUUGCUUCCGGCGCCGUCCCGAGUCGGGGCGGGGAAGGCCCGCUCCUGUGCAGCGGUGGCCCGCGGGGGCGGCGGCGAGGCGAAGGCGGCGGGCCGAGCCAUGGAGCCGCGGCUGUGAGCAGCCCCCGGCCCGGGCCCCCGCCCGAGGGAAGCCGGGCCGGAGCCGGAGGCCAUGGACAAGCUGACCAUCAUCUCAGGAUGCCUCUUCCUGGCCGCCGACAUCUUCGCCAUCGCCAGCCUGGCCAACCCGGACUGGAUCAACACCGGCGAGUCCGCGGGUGCUCUCACAGUUGGCCUUGUGCGACAGUGUCAAACGAUCCAUGGACGUGACAGGACCUGCAUCCCCCCACAGCUGCCUCCCGAGUGGGUCACCACCCUCUUCUUCAUCAUCAUGGGCAUCAUUUCAUUGACGGUCACGUGUGGCUUGCUAGUGGCUUCCCACUGGCGAAGAGAAGCAACCAAAUAUGCGCGCUGGAUAGCGUUCACUGGAAUGAUCCUGUUCUGCAUGGCUGCCCUCAUCUUCCCCAUAGGAUUUUACAUCAAUGAAGUGGGAGGCCAGCCGUACAAACUGCCCAACAACACGGUGGUGGGCUCGUCUUACGUACUGUUCGUUUUAUCCAUUUUCUUUACAAUAGUCGGACUGCUGUUUGCUGGCAAAGUAUGCUUACCCGGCUGACGAAGGCCUAGGUGCUGCUUCACUCGGUCAUGAAGGAGAGGAGGGCGUCUGGCGCAUUCUCGGGAGGAUGCCCACGUCGUCGUCGGGCUAUCACAGUCUUGCCGUCGUGAGGAGGGAGGCGCCCGUGUGUCCUCACUACGCACUUUGUUGUCUGUCUGGAGGAAACAAAACGGAGACCCUUGCCCGUCACCCAAACCAGACAGCCUCGACUCAUCUCCUGAGCAUCUGGAUGUGGUCAGGUGUGCCCCGUGAGACAGGAAGUAGUGGCGCAAAGAGGUCUUUGCUGCCCUGGACACGAUGUCGCCCCGUCACUGUACUGUACCCCUUUUAAAUGUCUGACAGUUUUGAAAGUCUCUCGAAGUAUUUAUGAACUUGGGUCAACCCAAGGCUUGCCAGCCAGCGGGGCCGGAAGUGGGGCUGGCCUCACUCUGCGUAGGGGAUUCGCAUCUUCCUUCUGUGACAGGCAAGCGCGUCUGCCACCACAAUCCGGAUCGAUCUCGCGCACCCUAAAGCCAAUAGAUCCAAAGCGGUUCCCUGGCAUCUCGGGCGCCUGCUGCCAGCACUCCCUGUGAGCCAGGAACGCCAAGGGAUGGCUAGGAAUUCGUCCUUAUAUUUAUAUAAAUAUAUAUAUAUAUAUUUUGCUGAUGCAGUAUACAUAAUGUGUAUACAUAUAUAUGUAUAUAUAUACAUACACCCCCCCCACACUCUCUUAUACAUACAGUUCCUGGAAGAGAACUCUCAAACGCUUUGCUGGCAAAACACUGUGGUGUGCAAAACUAGAACUUGAUAGUUUAAAAAAAAAAAAAGCCAUUUCUCUGAAGGCUGCAGAGCUGGGAAGUCUUCAGUUUACCUCAUUCUUUGUAGCAGCCCUUGGUUUAACCGGUUUUUUGUAAUAGGUACAAACAAGCCCCCUGCCUUUCUAGGUGCAAUGUUAAGUUAAGCUAAGGUUGUGUUUUGUUUUUGUUUUGUUCUUUGUAUGGUAAUUUAUUUGUAUAUUGGGGGUUAGAAGGCACAAUCAUGCCAUGCCUUUAAAGGUUAGGUCCCUGUGAGGGGAAAUCACACUACUUAAAACUAGGAGCAACUGUUACAUUCUGGUGGAGGGGGGCGGUCCUCUUUCUCCCUCCCCAGCACCUUUCUUGGCUUGGCUUGACCUGUUACGUUGGUGUCGGCACAGAGAAUCUGCCCCGGAUCCCUCCAGCUGCCUCUGUUGUGUGGUUGAGCAAUCCAGACAUACAGCCGAGGGCAGGUUCCUGUUCCACUCUCAAGUAUUAUGUUCAGCCCCAAAAGGGAGUGAAUUCGAAACCCCCUCGUGUCCCCAUGCCCUGCCGUGUCCUGUCUCCGCUUGAAUGGAGGGCUCCCGGCAUGGCCUCCCCACUCACCUUCACUUGGAGCCUGGCACUGCUGACCCCCUCGGUUACAAAGCGGGCUCCAGGUUUCUGUGGAUCCAGCCUCCAGUGGGCUCACAGAGCGGAAAUGGCGCCCUGUGACAAAGGGGAAGAUGUGGGCAUCAGCCUUUUGCCAGCGUCGGCUGCGUAGUGCGGUUCAUCCGUCCAUGUUGACGUCCUUGGUUCAUAGAAUCUACCGGAGUCUUUUCAGGUUGGACUACAACUCCCAUCAUCCCCAGCCAUCUUACUGCUGUUGGGAUGAUGGUAAUUGUGGACCAGCAAGAGCCAGAGAGUGUCAGCUUGGGCACCCCGAAAUACUAGGCCCAUUGUCAGUGGUUCGUUUCAACAGCUCGAGUCAUCGGUGGGCCCUGCCAUUGUAUGGGCAGUUCCAAGGGUCACAGAAUCAGGCAUCUUACUGCUUUUUCACUGACUGUAGCCAUAGGCACAUUUUCAAGUUGAUAUUGUAUACGUGUGGGCUCCAGGAAUUGAAAUCGACUUGACGGCACACUUUGCCUUUACCUCUGCUGACAAGAGAACAGCUACUAUAAGGCCGUAGUUGGACAGAAUGCUUAAAUAUUAUGGACGGUGUCUAAAACAAGCAGAAUACGUCUGAAAUGGCAUCGGAAAUUGUGUCGCAAUUCUGAUUCCAUUACUGAUGUAUUUUGCACAUUUCAGAUACGAUCAUGUUUGAGGGUUUUGUAAAAUGAUGGCCUUAUAGUAGAUGUUCUCUUGCCAGUGGGUAUAUAUGACAUCUUCAGAAUUUGCUUAUGGCUGCGCUCACUGAAGAAAUUGCGUUGUGUUUUAUUCGGUUGCCCUUGGCAUUCCUCUCCUGGCUUAGAUGCCAGGCAGCGCCAACCGCUGGCACCAGGCCUGAUCAGUGCAGACUUCCAGCUGCCGAGUGGGCGAGGCAGGCACGAAGUUUUAUCCUUCUUUUCGGGUUAUGUUGGGGGGUUGGACUCGUAUUGAACAUCAGCUGCCGGUCCCUUACGGCAGGAGUUGCAUUGAAACUAAAUGGAAAUGGUUUAACUGCGAUGUACUCUCAGCAGAAGCCAUGGGGCUGCCCUUUACCCAACUGCUGUGCAGAUCUUACCUGUGUGUUGGGCCUAACGUUGGUUGCCAGACUGGUGGCAGCUGAUGUUAUCAGUGCAAUGGGACAAAAGGAGUCACUUCUGGCUCAGAGGUAUAUUCUCUAAGGGAUAUCAUUAGUGUAUUCCCUUGUUGCCAGACUUUCUCUGUGGUAGAAGAAGGUGGGACACUUUGGAAUGGCAAACGACAGGGACAUGUUAGGAAGGUGCCUUGUGCCCAGUCAGACCCUUGGUCCAUCUAGCUCUGUACUGACAACUCUGACUGGCAGCAGCAGCAGCUCUCUGAGACUUCAGGCAGGAGUCUCUCCCAGCCCCGAAGAUGCUGGCAGGGAGUGAGCCUGGGACCUCUGCUGUACAAAGCAAAUGCUCUGCUACUGAUCGAUGGCUCUGUCUGAGGUUCUCUUCCUGGCAGCAUCUCCAGGGAGGCUAGGAAAGACCUGCUGAAAGCUUGGAGAGCUGCUGCCAGUCGGUGUAAGCAGUUCUGAGCUAGCUGGGCCAAGGGUCUGACUCAGUAGAAGGGAGCUUCCUGUGUUCUCCCUGUGACAUCCAAAUCAUGUUAACUUUCCCAUCACAUGAUGAUGCACCAAAUUGUCAAGCUGGUGGAUGACUGUGAUUCUUGAGUACUUAAGGGUGUAGGUUUGUUUGGGUUUUUUUGGAAAAUCAGUCUGUCAACUCCACAGUUAGGAAGAGUUCUCAUGGAAGAGCUUGUGAACAUGUAUUCUGGUUGCUUUCUGAAAGUACACUUCAGUCAGGACUUGCUGGCUUCUAGACUUGAACGGUUUCUAAAUUUGUUUUGCGUUGGGUUGGAAAACCAUCUCUGACCCGGGAAUUCCUUCCGGAACUCUUAAAGAGAUCUUGCGGUUGGGGAGGUUAAUUAGGCUUCCCAUGGAAUUGUUGUUCUGAGGAUUGGUACUGAACCUGGAGGAGUCACCUAGGAAUUUUCAUCAUCUCCCGAUACAAUGGCGCUUUCUCCAAAGGAUUUACUGUAAACAGUUCCAUGGAAGAACCUGGAGGUGGUACUCUCUCCUGGAGCCAUUCUUGCUGGUCUGCUACUUGACUGACUUCUUCCUAGGGUGCCAAUAUUCUUCUGCCUCUGCUCCUGGGUCUUUAAUAACCACCUGCCAUGCCUUAGUCCAACAGGUGACACACUUUUCCUGCUAUGGAGAGAGAACAAGUGGCGAAAGUAGCCCUCCAGUAGUUCCACACAUAGCCGAGUCAGGCACGUAACCACUUGGUCAAUGACUGUAGCUAUAAGCUCAUGUUCAAGUUUAUAUUUUAUAUCUCUCUAUUGGCAAGAGAACAUCUGUGAACAUCUGUAAUUUGGUCUGCAAAACCUUUAAAUAUUAGAGUGUCUGAAAUGUGCAAAAUAUCAGUGAAGGAAUCGGAAACAAUUUCCACAGUUCUGGUUCCAUUAUGGAUGUGUUCUGUACAUUUCAGAAACCUGCUGUAAGAUUUAAGGGUUUUGGAAAACAUGGCCUUAUUAUAGGCAAUGUUUUCUUGCCAGCUGGUGAAUCUCGAAUACCAGCUUGAAAAAUUGCUUAUGGCUACAGUCACUGGGGAAAGUGGUAACGUGCCUGAUUCUGUUACCCUUGGACAUGCCCCCUUGUUUGAUUUCUGCAUCUCAAGCUGCUGUUAAAGAUAGAGGAGCAGAACCUGUUUGGGGGAGUGGAAGAUGACACCACCACCCCGUCCUCUUCCUCCCAACAUCAUUGACUGUCUUGCCAUAGUUAAUGUCAUAUCCUCUCUACAGUAGCGUGGCUAACUCUAUGGCCUUUGUUCAUACUUACUGCAGGUGCUGUUCUGAGAGUAGGAAGCAGAGCACCAGAAUUAUAACUGCCGAGGAGGAGGAGGAGGAGGGGAGCAGCACAGUGAAAUGGCAUCUGAGCUGCCGUCUCCCCUUCCUCUCCCCCCCGCCGUCUCCCCCACUUUAUAACUCGUCCCAAGCCUUGUGCUUCACUGGCACCUCCAUACACAGAUGGUGUUCCUAUUCCGCAGUUCCUCUCUUUCUCAAUUAGAAGUUCAUCCUGCCCCACAUCAAGCUGUGAUGCAGGCACAGUGGAGGCUUAUGUGAGCAGCCCCUCUGGUGCUCUGCUUCAGGUCCGUGCUCUUCUUCCCCAGCCCUUGGAUGGGGAAAGACUGGCGUAAAGAGCAUUUCUUCCACGGCUUAAACCCCCUCUUCCCAGGUCACUUAUGGCAGGGCUGCCCGACUUCAGCCCUUCAGCCUUGUUGGACUCCUAUUCCCAUCACCCCUGACUAUGGUCCGCUGUGGCUGUGGAUGAUGGGAGCUGUAGUCCAAAACCAGAUGGAGGGCUGAGUUGGGCAGCCCUGACUCAUGGCUGCAACGGCAUUCCUAAAACUCCUUCAGAUCAAAUAUAACCACUGUGGGGCCUCCCUAAAGUUCCAGGGAUGCUCCCUUGAGUGCUGUUCCUGCAAUGGCACCCAGAAAGGCUUUAUGAAUGGGUCUGCUUGUGAAAGAAGGGCAGAGAUCGUGAGCCAACCCACAGACGUUUCUUAGGGGUAGAUUAGAGGAUAAGGAUUUCAACACGUUAGACAUGGGCUGACUUGGAGGGGUGGUCCUGAGUUCUACAUUUAUGACAUGGGCAGUCUUCCAAAGAUGAGUAAUCUAGUGGCUGUAUUAGUGUUGAGCAGUGUGAACGGGGAGCCAGUAAGUCAAAGGAGUUGCAGUGGUGGGGGGCAUGUUUCAGGCUCUGAUGGCCCCCAAAUGCAUAUUAAGAUGGAGAGGAGCACCUAGGAAGCCACAAAGGAGGGCGGAAUAGAGGACACAUGAACUGCACACAAAGUACAGAGGUACCUUUCCACACGACGCAUCAUCCACUUGUGGAAUUCUCUGCCACAAGAUGUGGUGACAGCCAACGACCUGGGUGGCUUUAAGAGGGGUUUGGAUGACUUCAUGGAGGAGAGGUCCAUCAAUGGCUACUAGUCAGAGGGCUGUGGGCCACCUCCAGCCUCAAAGGCAGGAUGCCUCUGAGUACCAGUUGCAGGGGAGUCACAGCAGGAGGGAGGGCAUCCCCCUUUCAGGUCCUGCCUCUAGGCUCUCAGCGGCAUCUGGUGGGCCACUGUGUGAAGCAGGAGGCUGGCCUAGAUGGGCUGAUCCAGGAGGCUGUUAUGUUCUUAUGCAAGAACAUGGUCAGAACUCCCUACCUUUUGACUCCAUUGAGGGUGAGGAUAUACAGUAUUGUCACUUUUUUCUGCCGAAAGUGAUAACAUGUUAACUUUCCUUGUUAACAGCCCCUCACCAUUCAGUCAAACUUACACAAUCCUUGUUCAGUGUGUUGUCAUUCUCAGGAUGUGGUCAAAUAUAAACCUGUUCAAUUGAAAGAGUUUAUUCACCCACAAAAGUUUCCUUCCUCCUCCUUCCCCCCCAAUUUUUUUUUACCCUGCAAUGAUAUUUUCCUGUCAUCACUUAAAAUUAUGUUGGAAAAAUUUGACGAACUUCUGUGUCAUACUAUGACUGCAACACAUAUCCUGUCUUGAAUGGGAGUUUGACCAAUCUAGAGGCAUUUGCCAAAAAUAAAAAAGCUGCAACCAGAACAAUACAUAAAUAUUUGUGGUUUUCAGUCUGUAUCAUUUCAAAUUGCUUUUGUGGGAUGGAGGGUUUAAAUCUGUAACUAUAAAGUUAGGGGUGGAAGGAGAGAAGGCCAACAGUUGCUUAUAUUACAGUCACAAAAAAUGCAGUAUUAAUUUAUAGCAGACCAUAUCUUGUAAACUGUAUAUAAAACACAGUUCUAUGGUGCAAUUAUC
Molecule: messenger RNA, 7009 nt
Organism: Hemicordylus capensis (graceful crag lizard)
Lineage: Eukaryota; Metazoa; Chordata; Lepidosauria; Squamata; Cordylidae
Gene: MOSMO
Product: modulator of smoothened
Exons: 3
Coding region: 274-777 (167 amino acids)
Biological process (GO): negative regulation of smoothened signaling pathway
Cellular component (GO): ciliary membrane; Golgi apparatus
Source: RefSeq, a predicted model, not a curated record